AUGUCACACCAUACAACUAGUGAGAAUUAUGCAUCCGACCGUCUUCCAGCUGUGAUAAGCUCGUCAGCAAUCAAUACACACGAAUCUUAUGGUCCAGCCAGACGAAAUGUAGCAUGGGGCUCGACAAAUUGUCCUGCAACACCCAUAUAUAUGUUUACAAGUCACGUUGCUCCAGCGCGAUCUGACGUAAAUUCAUUGUACUCUCUUGAUUUGAGAGACAAGAAAAAACUACGAUGCAUUUGGCUCGCACCAGAUGAAGGUGACAAGCACAUUGUGCGUCCGCCGCGAAUAGACAGCAUGCACUACGCACAAAUUAAUGCUUCAAUGUAUGAUCACAACAUUAUCGAUAAGAUAAAGCGAACAGAUCAUCUCUCAGUACAACUCGAAAUCAGCAAUCGCUAUAUGGACGCCACACAUACGUAUGAGCAGUCAGCCAAAAUGCUGCUUCGUUGUAUACGCAAGCGUGAAGAAAUAUUUGGUGCUAUGACAGAGGAAAUCCAGCGUCUACGUAGUGAUUAUGACAUUCGUUGUGCGCAACUCGUGGCGCUGUGCAUGUGCGGGGCACAGAGAGCAGCAACUGGGAAAGAUAAUACUGCGUUUUUGUUGCUUCGAAAAGCAGAAGAAUUGACUGCUCGAGAUGGUCUCCAAUAUUGCAAGAAACACGUUCAGCGAGCAGCUGUUUACCAAAAUAUUGCAAACUACUACAGGAAGCAAAAAAAGUAUCAGGCAGCUUUACAAGCGGCACAAAAAGCAGUGAGAAUCAACGAAAAGCUCGCACCUAAUGAUCGGUUUGCUAUCACGUACUUUUUGCAAGCGUGUUUAUAUGGAUUGGUGCACGAGCAUUCAAAAGCUGGUUUCAUGUAUACGACGUGCCUUCUACUGAUUGAUAAGCAGCAGACUGAGAAUAUUGCAAGCAAAAAUCGUCAAUCGACUGAAGUAUUUGAUACAAUACGAACUGCAACAUUGCACAACCUUGCCAUCGAGUGGGCAAGUCUUAACAUGCCUGAUCAAGCUCGAGAUGCACUUGUUAGCGCAAUGGAAUUGGGUUUAAACCAUUUGACGCAAACGCAUCCGAUCGUUGUUCGCAUGUUUGAAACCUAUAAAAUUCUGCGCGAAAACUUUCUCUUUCAAAACAGCAAACGAAACGCUACGUCAGUGGAAUCAGCUCCGCUUCAAAAAGCUUCUCGUCUGACCGGUCCAAUUCGUCCCACGUCACCAUCAGUAUCGGUUUAUGGUACAAAACGUCCGGCUCCGUCGAGGCUUUACAGAAAUUUCGAAGACUCCUCACGGGACGUCACUAGUCCGCGUUUAGGGCGAAUGACUGGCCAUCAAAAUUCUGUGACCGUGUCGGAAGAUCGUAGUUCAGUACAAUUGACGUCUCGACGACCAACAAGUUCCAUGUCAGCAACAGCGAGAGACUCACCUCGUGUACGAGUCAUAAUGCGACCACUUACUACACCCGAAACUUUUACUAACAUAUCUGGUUACGCUGUCCCUCCUGGAGCUACAAGGAGUUCAAAUAUACAGACAGCACCAGAUCGUUUGUAUUCGCACGCAUUGAGGGUAAGGUAUAGUUUGCACAAGGAGCGGGUUCUUGAGGAAGCUCGAGCUUACGGGCGGCGUCGGCGAGCUGCUUUAAAGAUACAGAGUCUCUGGACUAAAGCGUUGGUUCGUCAUCGAGCACUUCAACGGAAGACAAAUGCAGCGACUCUAAUACAAAGCGUAAGGCGCAUGCAAAAUCAAAAAUCUCAGGAAUGUAAAGCGGCAGCAAAAAUUCAGUCAUAUGUGCGGCGGCACUUAAGAAUGAAGCAAUUGCAUUAUAUCUUACCAGCUGCGGCUAUAAUGCAUCGUGUAAUACAUUACGUGGAAGCUCAACAGCAAGUGGCUAUCGCAAUCGAGAGUGUCGUUCGGAUUGUGAUGAGUUGUUUGAUCGAGGCAGUGACUGUCAAUGGUCAGAGAUUACGUACACAGGAGACAGCUGUGAAGUUGACACCAAUGGAUGUGACGUCAUUGAAAAGGAACGAUGCAUGCACGUUUAAAGCGUCUAAUGUGUCUAAUGAAACUGAAGAUGAUGAGCCAAAAUUUCAAUGUGCUGCAACACCUGAUGAUCCAUCAGAAAAAGAGGGCAAAGUAAUGAAUUAA
Molecule: messenger RNA, 2142 nt
Organism: Plasmopara halstedii
Lineage: Eukaryota; Oomycota; Peronosporomycetes; Peronosporales; Peronosporaceae
Product: Tetratricopeptide repeat-containing domain
Exons: 8
Coding region: 1-2142 (713 amino acids)
Molecular function (GO): protein binding
Source: RefSeq, a predicted model, not a curated record